AUGAGACUGGAGGGGAGAGCAUCUGCGCAGUCAGCAGUGCUCGCGGUGCAGCGCGCGUCAUCGCAACCUGGCUGGCGCGCGUACACUGGGCCUGUACUUUGCUCGUUCGAUAUCUCCGGCGCCCGACUUGGCCGCAAGACUGCUCAUAAGCUCAGCCUCCUGCUUCGAAACCCUCUGCCGAUCUCCCGGCCUCUCCGCUAUCGCAGCACGAAUCCUCUUGGGCACAUUGUCAUGCGAUUCUCUCCUGUCUCUCCACGAUGGAUCCGCCGCAUGUAUCUCCGGCACUACGAUGCACGCCGACGCUCUCUCCGCAGACCUUUGGGGGUUGUCGAUGCGCUCCUCACUGAUCUCCCUAUUCACUCCACCGAUUCUCACCUACUCUCAUCUCGCACCGCGGUCUCAAGCCUCGUCGCCGCGUCGCUCAAGAGCCUAAGCCACGCUACUAUCGCAGACCUGUACUUCAAGAGGUACCCUCGCGUGCACCUCAAAGUCUGCGGCAGUGGGGGGUUGUGCUCUGUAGCUGGAGUCUGA
Knipowitschia caucasica is the source of this 531-nucleotide messenger RNA. NCBI's taxonomy places the organism in Eukaryota, Metazoa, Chordata, Actinopteri, Gobiiformes, Gobiidae. The record is from the annotation of a GenBank genome assembly.